Molecule: messenger RNA, 2489 nt
Organism: Chenopodium quinoa (quinoa)
Lineage: Eukaryota; Viridiplantae; Streptophyta; Magnoliopsida; Caryophyllales; Amaranthaceae
Product: serine/threonine-protein kinase D6PKL2-like
Exons: 2
Coding region: 814-2241 (475 amino acids)
Biological process (GO): protein phosphorylation
Cellular component (GO): cytoplasm; nucleus; plasma membrane
Molecular function (GO): protein serine/threonine kinase activity; ATP binding
Source: RefSeq, a predicted model, not a curated record
UUCUUUGUAAUUACUAUUUGCACAAACUUCAAUGCAAUCUUUAACCACUAAUAUUUUUGAUUUUGUAUUACAAAAAUUAUGGAAUCUCAUAGACUUGUGAAAUGAACUAUCUUUCUCUUUGUUGUGAGUGUGAUACAAGCCCAUAUUUGACAAAUAAGGUGAUAAAAUAAGAUCCCACAUGAAAUUUUUUUACACAUCAAUCUUAUUCAAUUCAUUAAAAUAUUACACUCCUCAAUCGCUUCUAUUGUUAAACAAAAAUCCUAACACCCAAUCACCCAAGAAUGCCAAGAUAUGAAACUGUUGAGAAAUAGAAAAACACAAUUUAGUAAACAAAAUAAAAAAAAACAUAAAAAAAAAACACCAACUUUUAGAUGUGGCUGGCCACAUGGAGGGUUACUUCGUUAGUGUUAUUUGAGUAUAGAUUACACGGUCAAUGUUACAAGGGUUAAUUUGUCAGUGUUAUAAAGACUACUCGGUCAAUGUUAUAGGGAUUGUUUUGUGUUUUUACAUAAAGUCACGUGAUGUAACCAGCUGCACACAAAAUACGCUAAAUAAAAAAUAACCCACAAUCAUUCCUUAAAUUCUUAAAAAAAAAAAAAAAGGAUUACUCCUUUAUUUAAUUUUGGUAGAAAUCAUUAGCAGUAAAAAGAAAACCCCCACGAAGGCUCAAAGCUCAAAAACUAGAGACCCCACUCCCUCACCCAUUGAAAAAGCCCAUUUCCCAGCCCAUUUCUCACACCCUCCUUCAAACUCUCCCUCUCUCUCUUUCUCUUUCUCUCUCUCUCUCUCUUUCUCACUCUCACUCUCUCCUCCAUGGAUCAACCCUUACCGGACCCAAAACCCCAACCCCCACCACAAUGGACCCCACCGCUCGAUGAACUCACCGACGAUCUCCAAUCCAUGAGCUUCAACUCCACCACAACAACCACCGCACCACGCAGCACCUCCUCCUCCGAAACCACCACCACCACCUGGACCACCGCCUCCUCCUCCCACCACCACAACCCCCAACCCUCCCCCUCUCUCUCCUCUGACCCUCGCUGGUCCGCCGUCAAAUCCCUCCCUUCUCUCUCCUUCUCCGACCUCCGCUUCCUCUCUCGCCUCGGCUCCGGCGACAUCGGCGCCGUCUACCUCUCCGAAAUCAAAGACAACGAUGGCAUCCACUUCGCCGCCAAAGUCAUGGAUAAUCGCGAACUUGCUGCUCGUAAUAAACAUGGUCGUGCUAGGGCUGAACGCGAGAUUCUUCAAAUGCUUGAUCAUCCCUUCCUGCCUACUCUCUACGCGAGUGUCGAGUCGCCUAAAUGGUCGUGUUUGUUGACGGAGUUUUGUAAUGGCGGUGAUCUUCAUGUUCUCCGUCAACGUCAGCCGUUUAAACGCUUCGAAGACUCUGCCGUCAGGUUCUAUGCAUCAGAGGUCGUAGUAGCAUUGGAAUACAUCCACAUGAUGGGUAUAGUAUACCGUGAUCUAAAGCCGGAAAAUGUCUUAGUUAGAUCGGACGGCCACAUUAUGCUCACAGAUUUUGAUCUCUCUUUAAAAUGUGAUGAACAAUCUACUCCUACACCACAGAUAAUAACCUCCUCUUCAAACCAAAACUCUCAACAAUCGAACCAACACCCGAACCUACUUGGUACGGGUCGCGACCCUAGUUCAAACUCUUCUUCAUGCAUCAUACCCAGUUGCAUUGUCCCUUCUGUAUCAUGUUUUAAUCCGAACCGAAAGAAAAAGUGGAAAACAAAGAAAAAACCCGGGCGUAGGUUCGAGCCAGAGUUUUGUGCCGAACCUGUAGAUGUUCGGUCCAUGUCAUUCGUUGGGACCCACGAGUAUCUAGCCCCGGAGAUCGUAUCUGGGGAAGGGCAUGGAAGCGCGGUUGAUUGGUGGACACUUGGCAUUUUUAUAUUCGAGCUUUUUUAUGGAACGACACCGUUUAAAGGUUCGGAUAAUGAGAUGACAUUAGCAAAUAUUGUGGCUCGGGCAUUGGAAUUUCCUAAAGAGCCCACGAUCCCAAGCUCAGCAAAGGACUUGAUAUCACAACUAUUAGCUAAGGAUCCGACCAGGAGGUUAGGUUCGGUAAUGGGUGCUACACCUAUUAAACAACACACGUUCUUUAGCAACGUAAAUUGGGCGUUGUUACGGUGCAUGAAACCACCAUAUGUACCGCCGCCAUUUAGUGUUUGUAGCGGCGGUGGUAGGGAGGUUGCUUCGGAUGAUAGUUGUCCUGAUACACCUGUGGAGUAUUAUUAGUGAAUAAUUAGUGAUAACAUAUUGGUAAAUUAUAUUUUUAAUGGAAUGGUAUAAUUUUCAUUAUUACUAGUGGUUUCCUAGUACAUAAUUUCUUCUUUUUAUUGAUUUCUAACACAAUAUUUUAUUUCUAGCUUUCUUAUCCAUUGGAACCACAUAAGGGGAAGAUAAUGAUGUCCAAAUGCUAUCUUCAAUAAUUUUUACUUACUACAUCUCCCGUUCAAAAUAAAUAAAAAAAAAAUACUCCGUAA